Messenger RNA from Talaromyces rugulosus, 4893 nucleotides. RefSeq lists its product as uncharacterized. Gene Ontology annotation, cellular component: nucleus. The record is from RefSeq and is a predicted model, not a curated record. Lineage: Eukaryota; Fungi; Ascomycota; Eurotiomycetes; Eurotiales; Trichocomaceae. Bases 1 to 4893 code for a protein of 1630 amino acids. Gene Ontology annotation, biological process: positive regulation of transcription by RNA polymerase II. The transcript is spliced from 3 exons. Gene Ontology annotation, molecular function: chromatin binding; ATP binding; histone binding.
AUGGCGCGCUUCUCUACAAAGCGGACUUUGGAGGAGAUCGCCAACAAGUCAGACUCCAACGACUCCGACUACAGCGACCACCCGGUUCGGUCAUCCAGACGCUCUGGUUCAAAGACUAAAAGCAGCAAAAAGUCGAAGCCGCAGAGCAAACGGCGCCGCCGAAACUCCGACGAUGAUAUUCUUGAUUCCGAAGAUGAACUCCAGAGCGAAGCCGACGAGCUGUCAUACGAAGGGUCUGAAGAAGACGAGGACGCCGCCAAUGUAGAGCGGAAUGCAAGGGGUAUAGCACGUCGAAAAGUGGUGCGGAAUCGUCCAGUCUAUAAAGAGGACUCGGACAACGAUCAGGAAGAAGAGACUGAAGAUAAGAACGACGAGGAUGAGGAAGGAGAGGAGAAGGUCACGACUUCAAAACCUCAUAGAAGGACUCGGAGUAAUGUGAUCACACUGAAAAUAGGGAAGCCUUUGAAGGAGGAACCAAUAUCCGAUAUGAACCGAGAAAAUAGGCGCAUUACCCGACAUACUCGUGAUCAAUCAGAAGACAUUUACGCCUUGACGAAUUCUGGCCGACAUGUGGAAACCGUGGAACAGGGUGUAGCCAACCCGGACAGCACGAGACCCGGAACACGAUAUGGAGCCAAGACUGUUGGCACCAAGGAAACGAUCGAAGAGGAGGAAGAGUCUUCAAAUCGAGAUGUAAAGGUUUCCCAACUCGAAGUGUUGGAGAGUGACCCUCAAGGUGACUUUGAGGAAGGCUUAUCUGCUGACAAAGAUGCUGCCGAUGUUGACGUUGAAAUGGCCGAUGGAGUUAUUCCCGAGUCUGAGGCCGGGUCCGCGAACGAAGAAGACGAAGACAACGACGAUGAAGAAGACGAAGGGCCGACAUCACGAAGACGGAACCGACCUAGUCAGAAAUCUGCAGACAAUGCGGACGCUGAAGAUGAUACAGGACGAGAGUCUCGAAAGAAACCCGCGCAACGUAAGCAAGACGAGGGUAGUGAUUUCGAACCCGGUGAAGAGGAUUCUGACGACGAUGUGUCAGCGUCAGAACGAUCUAAUGCGUCGCCUCACAAAGGAGAAACUACCGCCCAAGACGACGAAAGCAGCAACGGGAGGCGUUCCGGACUUCGCAGUCGGAUGUCACAAUCGCGUGGAACAGGCGAUCCCGAUGAGUUUAAUCCUGAAGCUGAGGAGCUCGCCGAGGAACUUGAAGAUCUACAGCCCAUGCGACGACGAAGGAGGAACCAAGAAGCUAUCAUUUACGAGAACAAACCUCGUCGUAACAGGAAGGAUGUCGACUACCGUCUUAUUCGGCCUGAUUUGGUUCUUCCAAUUGAGGAAGCAGACUCUGAGCCUACGGAAUCCCCUUCACGUCGCGGACGAGGCGGUGGAGGCAGCACCUGGCAGCGCACGCUCUUUUCAACGUCAGGACCGUUUGGUGGUGGUGGCCCUGGUGCCAUUCUCGGACCGCCUGGCGCGAGUGCCAAUAUCGAUAGUGACAGCAGUGACGACGAAACCAUGCAGGUGAAAGGUGUCCCUGCAGCCCAAGGAUUGCCAUCAUUGGCCCCUGGAGCCGUGGGACUCAACUCAGCCCAGCCUCAUGGCGCAGAUGCUGCUGCACCAGGUCUUUCAGGGACACCGGCAAACUUCGGCAAAAUCAAAGAUAAGCAAGCAUUGGCCGACGCCGACCCCUUGGGGAUUGAUCCCAAUGUCAAUUUUGAUAGCGUUGGAGGUCUAAAAGGUCAUAUCGAUCAGCUCAAAGAGAUGGUGGCAUUGCCGCUGCUGUAUCCGGAAAUCUUCCACCGUUUUCAUAUCGUUCCGCCACGAGGUGUCUUGUUCCAUGGACCUCCUGGCACUGGAAAAACACUGAUGGCACGUGCUUUGGCAUCUAGCGUGAGCUCAGAAGGACGCAAGGUCACAUUCUAUAUGCGAAAAGGUGCUGAUGCCUUGAGUAAAUGGGUCGGCGAAGCCGAGAGGCAGCUCCGGUUACUCUUUGAAGAAGCGCGAAAGACACAACCUAGUAUCAUCUUCUUCGAUGAGAUCGAUGGUCUCGCACCCGUCAGAUCCAGCAAACAAGAGCAGAUUCAUGCCUCUAUCGUGUCGACUUUGUUGGCUCUCAUGGAUGGUAUGGAUGGAAGGGGUCAAGUCAUAGUUAUUGGCGCCACGAAUCGACCGGACUCUAUAGAUCCCGCUCUUCGCCGUCCAGGUCGUUUUGAUCGCGAAUUCUAUUUUCCCCUGCCCAACAAAGAUGGUCGACGUGCCAUCUUGGAUAUUCAAACCAAAGGCUGGGAGCCACCGCUGCCAGGUCCUAUCAAGGAUGAACUAGCCGAGUUGACCAAAGGCUACGGCGGUGCGGACUUGCGAGCUUUGUGUACUGAAUCUGCCCUCAAUGCUGUGCAAAGACGAUACCCACAAAUCUACAAGUCCAGUGAGAAAUUGCUGAUUGAUCCAAAGACUAUUGAAGUGACGCCAAAAGACUUUAUGAUUUCUAUAAAGAAGAUGGUACCAUCUUCUGAGAGAUCUACAUCAUCCGGGGCUACACCACUGCCCAAGACGGUGGAGCCAUUAUUGCGCCAUCCAUUUGCAGAGAUCACAGAUAUUCUUGCCAAUAUUCUUCCACAGCCGAAACGCUUAACGGCCUUGGAAGAGGCAGAAUAUGAAGAGCCCGAAGGUGGCGGGGGUUUCAGGAGAGAGCAAAUGCAACAAGAGUUUGAAACUUCUCGUAUAUUCAGGCCUCGACUGCUCAUUCGUGGUUCUUUAGGAAUGGGGCAACAGUAUCUCGCUGGAGCUGUUCUCCAUCACUUUGAAGGCCUCCAUGUGCAGUCAUUCGAUCUCCCCACUCUUUUGAGCGAUUCCACUAGGUCUCCAGAAGCCACUGUCGUUCAACUAUUUGCCGAAGUCAAGCGUCACAAACCAAGCGUGAUCUAUAUACCAAAUGUACAGACAUGGUUUGAGACAGUUGGCCACGCUGUAAUAUCGACAUUUCUCGGUCUCAUUCGCUCUAUUCCGCCCACAGACCCGGUGUUGCUUCUUGGGGUUAUGGAAGAAGACACAGAGCCACUGGAUGCAGCGAUGCUCAAAGGGCUCUUUGGCUAUUCCCAGAGAAAUCUUUAUGCCCUGCAACCACCAACUCAGCAAGCACGACACGAGUUUUUCGGUAAAGUCAUUGACUAUGUGAAGACAUCGCCGCAAGACUUUCCGGAUCCAGAGAACCGCAAGAGAAGAAAGUUGGAGACGUUAGAAGUUGCACCGGCCCUUCCGUCGAACGUUACUGAAAGCACUUUGACCAAAGAACAGCAAAAGGCCCAGAAAAGAAAAGAUCGCCAGACCUUGAAUCUGCUCAAAAUACGCAUCCAGCCUAUUAUGGACCAGAUCAAGAAGUACAAACGCUUCAGAGCUGGUGUGGUGGACGACUCCCAGAUUCGCUACCUCUUCGAGGAAGCAGAUCCUUCAAUUCUAACCAGCGAUCUACCAAUGGAGCAGCGACAGGCGUUCCGGCCUUUUGAAAAGGACGUUGAUAAAAAUGGAGUUCCUGGAUUGAAAGAAGUUGCUUCCGGCAGGUUUUUCUACAACCUGGAAAUCGUCACUAUUGAGAAGCGUCUUUCCAAUGGUUACUACAAACGGCCUAAGGAUUUCCUCGCUGACAUUAAGAGGAUUGCAAAGGACGCACGGGCCCUGGGAGACCAAGAGCGGCUGCUACGGGCGAAUGAACUUCUGACGAAUGUAGAAGUUGACAUUGGUGGUAUAGAACAAAGCGACCCGGCUUUGGUUGCCGAAUGCGAAGGCGUGUAUACUCGUGAAGUAGAGCGAGAAAAAGCAGCGUUGGAGCGUGCCAAGAAGGCGGAGGCAUCGGGAGACAUGGCGCCUCCUGCCCAGACCAAUGUGCCACAUGGGAAUACCGAUUCGAAUGCAUCAUCUUCUGGCCCGGUUGUUCUGGGCCAGCCUUUUGUCAACGGAGCCAGACCUGUGACUCCUAGGCCUACGAGCAAUGGGAACCAUGGUGCGGGUGGCUCUGAUCUCAACGAAGGCGCAGCCCACGCUUCAAACAGUAACGAGGCAUCGAAUGCCUCACGCGUUGAAGACGGGGAUACGUUAAUGACGAACUCCGAUGAGACAGACUACACUGGGCGUGUCACUGCUAAUAGCUCUUUUGGCCCCUCGGCCCAACCCAAGCAUCCCUUGUCAAAUACAGCACCUUCUCAGCAGAUCCGGCGAGAGUCUGGUAUUUCCAGUCUAUCACAGAGGGGCCCACUGACUCCCAUGGCUCCUGGAUCCCAGCCGGGCGAUUACACGAAUGAUGCCUCGACAACGCAAACUACAUCCGACAAAAAGACAUCAGACCAGUCCACAGGACCGCAGUUUAACACGCAGAGUCCUGUGGCAGGAAGCGGCCCACGGGUUGAUUAUCCUGAUUUGACUUCAUACCCUGACCGAAUCUCCCAGGAGGAGCAUCUUCCUGACACUCAACAAGAAAUGCCUUAUUCUCAAAACAGCCAUCCGAAUGGUAGCCAACGAUACUCCCAAAACAACGCACAGUACCGUCCUGUUUCUGCUUCUGAUGCUGCCGCCAGGCAUUCGCAGCCAUCAAAUAUCAAAUCUCUCUUGAAUAACGAGGACCGAAACCCACGGGUUGAAGUUGACCAUGCGUACAUCAACCAGCUUCACACCCAAUUAACGCAACAAACCAGUGGCUGCUCUGUGGAACAGCUCGAACAGAUCCACACCUACUUGAUGGACAGUAUCUGGAAGAAGCGUGGAGAAUGGGACCGGACCAAAGUCGCUGGUCUUGUUAAAGACCUAUUCCUUGAAGUCUUGCAGGACAUGCAAAGCAACCAGUUGUUCUCGUCGAUGAGCCAGCAAACUCGGGAACAGCUAGCUGUACAGCAAACAGGGUAG